CGAGAAUCAGGAUUGUAAAUUUAAAGGAUAUUGUUCUCGCACCGACGACGAAGAAUUGUGUUUAUACCGUUUGUCAAUUCGCAACUAAACUUCGGUCACUCCAACUCGUUGACCUAUAGCCAAAUCAGUGGUCUCCAGGAUGUCGUCGCUCCAGUACUAUGCCUACAAAGGCGUCGGCCAGCAAAACAAGGAGAAGUACCGCUACAGCCAGGCGGUAAGGGUUGGCGAUCGGAUCGAAUGCGCUGGCCAAGGUGGUUGGCACCCCGAGACCGGGGUCAUCAACACGGAGAUCAAUGCUCAAAUAGACCAAGCCUUUGCCAACGUGGACCUCAACCUCAAAGACGCGGGCGGGAAGGGCUGGUCUCAGGUCUUCCGCGUCAACUCGUACCAUGUGCCCCUCAACGACGAAGCGCUGGGCGCGAUGGUGCGCAACUUUGCCAAGUGGAUGCCGGACCAUCAGCCGAUCUGGACGUGUGUUGGUGUAACGCGGCUCGGCAUGGACGAUAUGCGGGUCGAGAUUGAAGUGGUGGCUCUGGAUAAGUAGGACGCCCACGGGCCUACACUUGCCUUCAGCAAAUAAAUAGGCAGCGUUACGUGCGGAUGGUGUUAUACUGUUCAAUGAACUGGGGCGAUUGUCGUGAUGCUAUUUAACCACCCACAUAAAACAUUUGGCAAGUGAAUUUCAGAACAAAGAGGGGCUGAAGGGGCAAUGUGCAUUGCUUGUCGUUAGCUCUCACGCAAAAACAUACUUGUUAGUCCACAAGCACCGAAAAUGAUUGUUGCGGUUGCAUUUUCUUCUUUGCGCUGUGCCGGCUAGUAAGAGUAGUCCAUAAGUAUGCCAAGAGGAUUGUUCUCUAUGGACAGG
Messenger RNA from Cladophialophora immunda, 865 nucleotides. RefSeq lists its product as uncharacterized. The record is from RefSeq and is a predicted model, not a curated record. The coding region runs from base 140 to 544 and encodes 134 amino acids. Gene Ontology annotation, molecular function: deaminase activity. Gene Ontology annotation, cellular component: cytosol. The transcript has 2 exons. NCBI's taxonomy places the organism in Eukaryota, Fungi, Ascomycota, Eurotiomycetes, Chaetothyriales, Herpotrichiellaceae.